UAGGUAUGACACAUGACGCCAUUUUGUCAUCGUACAUUGGUGGUCAUGAAAUAAAAUUGAAUUUUCAAAUUUCCCUGCAGAAAAGGUUGUAUUGAAAAAGAAAUUGAAAAUAACAUUUUGUAAACAACUGUAACCCACUGAUUAAUUCUGCCAAAUUUCGUUGCAAAAGAAGUUUUUUACAUAUUUUCCUGUUUAUCUGAAAAGGUCCGAUCAGCGAGUAUUGAAUUUCUUCCCGACGUCACGGUAAAAAAUUUGCGUUUGUUGAUAAAAAGGGUGAAUUUCAUGGCUUCGCCGGUAAAUGAGCCAGUCGUCAUUUGCAUAUAAUCUAUGGUCCAUUUAAAAGCGGCAGUUUCGUAUUUUGAGAUGAUAUAUUUUUCUUUAAAGAAAAUUUAUUUUUUACGGUAAAAAAAUAUAUUUAAAGUCUUAAUUUGAGUUUUACAAAAGGUUCCCAAUUAGUUUAAUAUUUGAAAAAUGUAUCAUUAGAAAGCUGAGAAUUUUUUCUUCAAAAUACAGUUGAAAGUUCGAAACUAACGAAAUUGGCUCAUUUGCCGGUCAUGACCUUUGUACUCUUCCGUUACUAACGACGCCACAAAAGUAAACGUUACGUCAAACGUCAAAAAUUUUCAGAAAAAAAAUGGAACGUCAACAAUUAAUGGACUUGAGUGACUGGAAUGAGGAAUUUUUACAUGAUUUGAUCAACAAAAAGAUAAAAGCAGGAAUACAGUCAAUCACAAAUGUACAAUAUGCCCUACUUUUCACGAUGGUGCAGGAAAUGGAGUGUCCUAUAUAUGCAACCCUUGAAGAUGUAUUACGUUAUGCCAUGCCUGCUGUUACAGUACCAAAAAAAUGGGCCAAUGUCACCAGAAGUGUAAUGAACAAUGUGAAUAAAAACAUAAAUUUAAAGAAUAUUGUUUAUCAGUUAACUCCUCAAGAAAAGCCUACAACUAUUAAUAAUGAAAGUAUAGGAAAUGUUUGUGAUGCAUUAGGUAUACGCCGGUCAACUCUGCUCCAUCCACCGGAAAAUUUAUCAAGUACUCUUUUAACUGUGAAAGCUUUCCAUGAAAUCUGUCUUUUCAAAAACCGGUAUUCCUAUACAUGGUCAGAUGUGGCUGAAUGGACCAACAAUAUGUUGUCAGAAGGCAUGCUUGUGAACAAACAUAAAGUUCUAUAUUUAUACAAGAAAAUUAAUGACAAUUUUCAAAGUUACAUGAAAAAUAGACAAAAUGAAGAUCUUGACACUUUUAAAUCAUCCAAAUUCUUUAAGUUUCUUAAUAGUACUUUACAACCAAAAUUACAAACAGAUAUGAAGAAAAAUGAUAGAUCAUUAAAAAGGCAGUGUUUAAAACUUGUAGCAAAUCAGAGAGAAGUUUUGACUGAAAAUCAAGAGUUGUGUUUUGAAAAUGAAGUGUUAAAAGAACAAAUUGUUGAACAAAAGAAAAACAUCAGGAAUAAUGAAUCUGAAUCAGUGAAAAGAAACCAGGAACUUAGAAAACUAAGGUUGACAAAGGAGGCAAAUGUAAACUUAAAAGAAGAAAAUAAAUCUUUAAAAGAAAAUUUGACUUCUUUGAAAAAGGAAAAUUUUUGUAAGAGAUUAAGGCGAAAACAGAAAAAGCUUGAAAAGAAAGAAAGAAAAAUAAUAGAGAAGAAUAAAGCUUUAAACAGAGAAAACAGUGGUCUAAAUGCAAGAAUAAGAGCUAUUGAAUCAGAUUUUGCCAAAAAAAAGAAUGAAAAAAAAAUAAAAAUUCACAGAUUGUCAAACCGAUUAUCUCAUGCGAAGAAAUUUAAUAUCAAACUCAAACAGAAAUUACACAGCCAAAAUGUUGAUUUAGAAAAUAAAAAAAUUGAAACAUUAAAUCUAAAGAGAGAGUUAAGUGUUGCAAAUGAUCAGUUAGAUAUAAUUGAGGCAGAAAAUCAAAAUAAAAAAGUAUCUACAAAGGAAGGUUUCAGAUACACUGAUAGCAUGCGAACAUGCAUUAUGGAUCUCCAUGGCAGUGAUAUUUCUGCAAACAAAAUUUCUAAAGUUAUAAAUAUUGUAAGCAACAACUUGUUUGACUCUGUACCAUCAGAUUUGCCAUGUAGAUCGACAAUUUCAAAUAUAUGUGAUGAAGGACAUGUUUUAGCUAAACAUCAUGUGAGUGAAACAUUGGCUAACUGUCAGCAAUUUGACAUUUUCUCAGAUGGCACCGGUCGUGAAGGAAAAAAAAUAAUAGAUUUAGGAGUACAUACAAAAACCGGUACAUUAUCAUUAGGAUAUAAAUCAGUGGCAAGGGAGGAUUCAGAUACUGUUGCUCAAACAAUUAAAGACUCUUUAAAUGAGUUUGCUGAUCUUCAAAGCAUAUCUAUUAAUAAAUUAUUGUUGCAACUUACAGCUAUGAUGAGUGAUCGUUCAAGCGUGAUGAAAAAAACAAAUGAAAUUAUUGAUGAAUGGAGAAAAUUAAAAUUGACAGAAGAUUUAAAUGAGAACGACAUAUCAAAACUUAAUUUCUUUUAUUGCAGUGCACAUGUACUUUUAGGCUUCCACAAUGAAAUAACAAAAUCACUUAAAGAAUUAGCAAAACAAACUCCACCUAUUGGAAGAGAUUCAUUGCCAAAAUUUGCUCGUUUCAAACACAAUUCUGAGCCAUCAUCCAUCAGAUUAAUUCGUAUGGCUUCAGAAGUUUUAGGUCCAAGGGGUGACGAGAAGAACGGUGCAAGACAGGAGUGGCUUGCUUUUUUAGCUCUAAAACAAAAAUCUUCCAUGAUUAUAAAUUACAGGGGGAAUAGGUUCAACAAUUUGUUUACAGGUGCUGUUUCUAUUUUGAACCAUUCUGAAGACAUAAUUGACUUUAUUUCGAACUAUAGAGAAAACCCAAAUGAUAAAUUGCAAUCUGUUCUUGCUGACAUUAAAUGUCCUGAUGUUCUCUCCCAUGUUUCCGCCAUUGCCAUAGCAUCUAUGAUUUUAGCUGAACCAUUCUGGAAUGUAAUUAACAGUGAUGAACAUUACUUAGAUCUCUACAAAUUUAUUAUACCUUUACGAGAUAGAUUGGUUGAUUGGAGCUCAAAUGAUUUCAAUGUUUUUGAUUUUAAUUAUGACGAAAUUCCUAGUUUGUAUGAACAAUAUCCACAUGACAUAAUUCAACAGGUAUUCAACAAGGCAAAGAUACAUCCUAAAACUAAUGACAUUCUUAAAAUUAUAUGUUCAUCCAUGUUGACAAUUGUAAAAAGACAACUUAAUGACCACCUUGAAAAUGGAGUAUAUGGAUCGCUCCCUGAUCCAGAUCUGAAAUCAAGAACAUCACAUAGCAAGUUAACAAAUAUACCCGCGGAAAAUUUGUUUGGAGAUCUAGACUUUUAUUUCAAAAGAAAACCAAAUGCAACUUUAAGACAUCAUUCUGCAAUAAGUAUGCUCAAACGAAAUAAAACAAUACAAUGGCUAAAAACUAAAACUAAAAAUUCCAGGAAAGUUUUACUUUUAAAAGCUAGAAAAAGUGCUAAAUCUUUAAAGUCAAAAGAAAUUGCAUAUGAAAAGAGUGUUAUGGAAGCUAGGAAAACACAUUUACAGCAAAUAAAGAAGAAAAAACAACAGCUUGAACAAAAGAAAAAGAUGGAAAUAAACAAAAUUGAACUAAAUGUGAGGCUAAUGGGUGGUAUAGUGCGAUCUAGGAAGGAUGUUGACUGUCUUUUACAAUCGUCUAAAACAAUCAGAUUAAAGAAAGAAAAACUCAGAAAUCAGUUACUUUAUUGUAAACAAUUUAUGAAUUUAGAUGUUGAUAAAAAAGACAUAAUGUGGAAAAACACUGUUAACCAAAUGAAAGAUGUUUUAACACUAACUUUGAAAAUUGACGAACAGAAAGUUUUAGAAAAAGGGAUAUGGGUUGCAGUAUCCUACGAGGAUAAUUGGUAUCCAGGGGAAAUUAUUGAUAUAAUUGACAAUGCAUACACUGUAAAGUUUUUAAAACGAAAAAGUAUGAGAGGAAAUACUUUUAUUUGGCCAAACAAAGACGAUAUAGAUAGUAUUAAUGACAAAUUUAUAAUUUAUUCUGAUUUUGAAAUAAUGCCCUCUCUGGGGCUUAGACAUUGGCUCAUUCCCGACAUGGAUGAAAUUGAAGUAUUGCAUAAACAAUUUGUGGAAAAAUACUUUGAAAAUUGUUAAUCUGUUCUGAAAAUGUUUAUUUUCAAUGUUACAUGUAACUGUUAAUUGCUAUUUUAUCUUGUUACUUAAAUUAUUACAUAUUCCACUGUUUUAUAUCAUUUUUGGCCAAACCAACCUUUUAAAGAUUCACAUUACCAUGACUGCAGACAUAUUUGAAAUAAACACAUUUGGUUGUUUUUCCCUGAAAGGAUACACCAUAUACAUUUUAGAAAUUACAUGGUCUUCCUUUAAAAAAACAUUGAAACAAAACAGUAAUUUUUUAAUUUUAAAGUAUCCAAUAUAUUUUGUGGAAAGUUGUAGUUAAUUGUUGCCAUGGUAAUUGACUAAUUAAGGAUAACAAAACUAUCAUGUCCUGACCAGUAAAUAUAUCUUUAACAUUGAUAAAAGAAAAAGCAUGCCAAAAAGUCUCAGAAAACAAAUGUGUGCAAAGAUAAUUUGGAAAUUGAAUAUUUAACAGGUUGUACGAUGGUUGCUUCAAAUUAGAUCAUUGAAAAAAAUGGUUACCAUGGUAACAAAACUCAAAUUUCCACUUAAGAUAUUGCAAUUUUGACAAUGCCAAAUGAAAGAGCAUGCCAAAUUACCCUGGUAGCCAAAUUUGUAAGGAGGUAAUGCAAAUAGUAAAGGAAUUACAGCCAAUUCAAGAGAAAAAAUGCUGGACUCUGUCGUUUCUGCAGUUCGGACACGUUUCCGAGGGUGCUUGAAGACCUAUUUGUGGUGUUUAUAUUUUUGGAAACUUUGGGUUUAUGUAACUAGUAAAGACCAUACCAGUCUAAUAUAUCCCUAAUUAGAAGAUUUAGAGAUUAUUUAGGUUUUGUUAGCAACAAAUGUGGAGAUAAAAGCCUCUAAAAUUAGAGAUUUUAUCAUUUUUGUAUCAAAUAUAGCAAAAGUGGCAGAAAAUAUCGCUAUUUUUUAAAUUUGUUUUGGUCAUAACUUUUGAACCGCUAAAGGUAUCUUCAUAUUUUAAACACCAUUUUCUUUGUUUUUAUGAGCUCUGUAAGUUAAAAGCAUUUAUAUUAUGGAAGGAAUGUGUUAAAAAAAUCAUGUGUCAUACCUA
Molecule: messenger RNA, 5186 nt
Organism: Mytilus californianus (California mussel)
Lineage: Eukaryota; Metazoa; Mollusca; Bivalvia; Mytilida; Mytilidae
Product: repetitive organellar protein-like
Exons: 2
Coding region: 635-4132 (1165 amino acids)
Molecular function (GO): 3'-5'-RNA exonuclease activity
Source: RefSeq, a predicted model, not a curated record